AAAAAGAUCCUCUAUAAAAAUUUUUCAAACUUGAGGUGCUAUUUGAGAAAUUUUGAAACUUAAAGAUCUUUCUAAAAAUUUAUCUUUUUAUUUUUUUAAUCAAUCAAAAAUAAGUGAAUCAAAUUUAUACUAAGUUAGUUGACUAGGCACUUGUAUUCGAGGAGGGUGAAAUUUAGUGUUUUUUUUUUUUGUGUGCAAGGAAUAAUUAGUUAAGAUGAGAGACUUUUUAUUUUUAUUUUAUUUUUGCUUACAAUAUAAAUUUAAACAUUUAAUGAGUAUGCGUAUGGUUCAAAUAACAUAUACGUAAAAGACCCAAAAAGAAAAAAAAAGGUUGCCAUGUGGCAAUAAAAACCUCAUUGUUUGUUUUUGUAUGUAAUAUUUUAAACUUUUAGGUUAAUAAUUCUCUGUUUAAUAAUAUAGUAUAAAUUGCAGGGGAUGCUUUAGUCUAAUGGGAUGGAUAAGAAAGUGAUAGGUUGUUGGUUCGGUCAAACCGGCUGGGUCUGGUGAUUGGUUUGGUGAUUUAUUUGAACCCGGUUCACUGAUCGGAUUAGGGUCAGGAUCACGGAAGGGGCAAACCCGUAAUGUUCGUCCAACCCACAUCCGCUCAUUUCGUGGGGAUCGUAGUACGUGUCAAAGAGAGCGAGCAGGUGGCCCAGUCACGGUUGCGGUUCGUUGAAGGUCGCUAUAUAUAUGCAUAUAUAUAUUGAGUUCUUGAGGGCGAUAUUAUUGCUUCCUUUUAGCUGUGUUGGGCGAGCGCAGGGAGAUGGCGUACCGGAGGAGGCACAGCACGCCGCGGUCCGCCACUUUCGAGGAAUUCCGCUCCUUGUCCCCGGAGGAGGACGGCUCCUCUUCCCCGUCCCUGGCCGCCAAGGCCAUCCGCGCUUCCGCCGCCCACCGCGAGUCCUCCCUCUCCUCCGCUUACGAUGGCGACUCCGCGGCCUUCUCCUCGUCUUCCUCCUCCACCUCCUCCUCUUCCUCCUCUGCCUACCGACAUCCUGGUCUCCGGAACUAUCACAAGCAGGGCUCAAAUGUUUAUGAAUACUCUUCGCUGAAAAAUUCGAAUGGCCCCCGACAUGGAUUUUGGGAAGUUUUAGCUAAAAAAGCUAAAGCAAUCCUUGAAGAUGAUACUGUUGCUCAGCAAUUUGAAGACCAUGAUAGUAAUCACUCCCAGAUUCUUGAUUCAUCAGGCAGUCAGCUGCAAACCAAUGAGUCUCUUGAUAGCUACUGCAAGACCGAAAAUCCUACAUUUCAGAAGGAUGCAAUUGCUUCUUCUUUGAGGGAAUUUGGUGGCACAACAAAAAAUGCCUUUGAAGAGGGAAUAUCAAUCAUGGACAAUAAGACUGCUGACAUCAUCCAUGAAACCAAGAAGCUGCAGCUUGGGACAAAAACUGAAAGUUCUGAUACAGCAAAUCAACCAAUGUACACAAUGGCUUCGACUAAUCUUGCUCAGAAUGAGGCCGAGUAUGAGACACAGUUGAAGGCUUCCCAGAAAGUCGCAAAUGCCAUGGCUGCUAAGGCAAAACUUCUUUUGCGGGAACUGAAAACUGUCAAAGCAGACAUGGCUUUCGCAAAGCAGCGCUGUGCUCAGCUUGAAGAAGAGAACAAGGUCUUGCGAGAAAAUCGCCAGAAGGGAGACAACCCAGCAGAUGAUGACCUGAUACGCCACCAAUUGGAGACGUUAUUGGCCGAGAAGGCGAGAUUGGUGCAUGACAACUCUGUUUACGAGCGUGAGAAUCUGUUCCUGAGGGAGAUUGUGGAGUACCAUCAGCUCACAAUGCAGGAUGUUGUCUACUUGGAUGAGGGCAUUGAGGAAGUCACCGAGGUCUACCCCAUCCACCAAAUCAAAACUCUUUCAUCACCAUCCCGUUCUGCUUAUGAAACUUCAACACCGGGUAUUUCUUGUUCUGCAACACCGAGAUCAAACACCAUGCUAUCAUUGUCCGCGGACACCAUGUCUGCAUUUGGAAGCCUCAGUUCUCCUAAAUCUCCAAAUCGCACCUUCAAAGUGAAGAAGCUAACAGAUGGAGAGGUGAAUCCUUCGCCAUCUCCAGCAGCUGAAGGUUCCGUGCAGCAACACUCUCCAAGUCCAACUCCACACUGAUAUCCACAUGGAAUGUUGUCUUUAAUUUUUUUGUUUUUUUUUGUAUUGAUAUAUAUACAUACAUCAGUAAUAUGUCUGCUACUGAUGAUUUUGUCAUCUUUCUUUGCGUGAAGAUGACAAUAAUGGAAGUUCAGGUUGGUCUUUGCCACUCCAUGUACUUGUAGAGUCCUUUUCAUCAGUGAAUUAUCGUAUCUUAAAUUUCAUUAAAUUUGUUGUGAA
Messenger RNA from Musa acuminata AAA Group (dessert banana), 2320 nucleotides. RefSeq lists its product as uncharacterized. The transcript has 6 exons. The record is from RefSeq and is a predicted model, not a curated record. Lineage: Eukaryota; Viridiplantae; Streptophyta; Magnoliopsida; Zingiberales; Musaceae. Bases 764 to 2101 code for a protein of 445 amino acids.